AUGAGCGGGCCCGUCAACAUCGGCUCCACGGGCGAGUGGCAGUCGCUGCUCGCUGGAAACAGCGUCGUCGUCGCGGAUUUCUACGCCGACUGGUGCGGCCCCUGCAAGAUGAUCGCCCCUCACUUCGAAAAGCUCGCCAAGGACCACUCGUCUCCCAAGAAGGUGGCUUUUGCCAAGGUCAACGUCGAUACCCAGUCGGCCGUCGCCCAGACCAACGCCGUCUCGGCCAUGCCCACCUUCAAGAUCUUCCACAAGGGCAACUGCGUCGACACCAUCAAGGGCGCAAACCCCUCGGCCCUGAGCGAGGCCGUCUCCAAGGCCGUGAAGCUCGCCGGUGCCGCCGGGGGCGGGUCGGCCGAAGGCUUCAAGUCGGCCGGCCGGACCCUCGGCGACGGCAAGGCCCCUUCGGCGAGGAAGGCCAAGGCCGGCGCCGGCUUCGAGUGGAUGAGCUUCACGAGCCUCCUCAACAUGCUCAUCAAUUUCGUCGGCCUGUAUCUCGUGUCUCUCUUCUCCACGGAUGGCCGGAAGGCGGCGGAGGACUCGUACUUUAACGUCAACAAGGUCGUGUCCACCAGCAAGAAACCUUCGGCUGGAAACUCGAACCGAGUGACGAUACCGAAGUCUGCCGUCAAGACACUGGCAGACUUGGCCGCAAAGUGA
This is a messenger RNA of Drechmeria coniospora, 660 nucleotides long. Its product is annotated as thioredoxin. The record is from RefSeq and is a predicted model, not a curated record. The transcript has 3 exons. NCBI's taxonomy places the organism in Eukaryota, Fungi, Ascomycota, Sordariomycetes, Hypocreales, Ophiocordycipitaceae. The coding region runs from base 1 to 660 and encodes 219 amino acids.